UUUGGUUAUCCAUGGAAAUUAAAUCCCGGUGAUGGUGCAUUCUAUGGACCAAAAAUUGAUAUUACAAUUAAAGAUGCACUUCAACGUUCUCAUCAAUGUGCAACAAUUCAACUCGAUUUUCAAUUACCACUGAGAUUUGAAUUGCAAUAUCAGACAGAUGAUGAUACAGACGAUCCAACGAAAAAACUUAAAACACCUGUCAUUAUCCACCGAGCGAUGGUUGGCUCUAUUGAACGAAUGUUAGCAAUAUUGACAGAGUCUUUUGGUGGCAAAUGGCCAUUUUGGUUAUCUCCUAGACAAGCCGCUAUUGUGCCUGUUGUAUCAGCUUUAGAUGAAUAUGCCAUUGAAGUACAACAAAAAUUAUGGAAUGCUGGAUUUCAAGUUGAAGCGGAUCUAGAUCCCGGUAGCAUGCUCAAUAAAAAGAUUCUGGUUGGUCAGCAAGAAAAAGCAAACGGCACAGUAAAUGUUCGCACACGUGACGGUAAACAGCAUGGUGAAUUUCCAUUGAAUGAUGUUAUUAAACGUUUUGGUGAAUUAGCCUCAUCUCGUACAAAUCAUGCUGAAGAUGAUUUUUCACCAAAUUCCUCUGCAACUAAAUCACCAUCAACUCACACAACAAUGUCAAAGGAUCUUAGCGAUGCAAAAGAAGAAAAAGAAAGUCUCAAUGAAGAGAUGGAACAAAAACUAAAAAUUUAG
Didymodactylos carnosus is the source of this 696-nucleotide messenger RNA. The record is from the annotation of a GenBank genome assembly. NCBI's taxonomy places the organism in Eukaryota, Metazoa, Rotifera, Eurotatoria, Philodinida, Philodinidae.